AUGGCGUUUUGUAAUGGAAGAAAAGACGAUGGAAGAGGUUGGCAGGAUGAUGAUUGGAAGGACCUUAUAACGGACAAACAGGAACAGGAGGACGUACUUUUCAAGUGUCUGGACGAAGACGAACUGGAAGACGUUCACGAAUCGAUUGUAGACGAAUUGUUUGUCAUGCAGCCCAUGGACAUCCCGUUGGACUUGGUGGAGAGACUCUCGUGGGAUGCCGCGUGUCAAGGAUCCGAUGAAGAAGAUAAGGAAGCGGUGAAGCCCAUGCUAUCGACGCUGGGUCGAUCUCUUCAGGUCGGUAUAGCUAUAAAUGACAACAAUGUCGAGUGCGGUCUCAUGUCGCCGUGCUCCGAGACAUUGUCACCUCAGACGAUAAUGUCGUCGUUGAUACAAACCGUAUUGAUCUCGCCCUCUGUAUGCCAGCAAAGUUUGUCCGAGCCUGAGCACGAGGUCACAAGCAGUAUCGAACCGAUAACAGAAGAAGAAAAGCAGGAGGAGGUGGCCGUUCAUGACUCCGAGACGUGCUGCUCGCCUCCUGACGUCAACAGUGUCUUGUCAUCUCCGAUCGCUAAAGUAUCAGCAAAUCCGUUCGCAACCUACCAACCGGCUGAGUCUAGAGAGAUGGACUACCGGACAAGAGAUAAUGCCACGAGUGACAAUGAGAGUCAUGAAGACGAUCAACCAAGUUCUGUUGUCUCAGCGCGUCGUCCAAGUCUGCUGCCUCGAGUGUCAUCCAUUGCGCAAUGGAGACGACAGAAAUCUCGUACGUGCUCUGGGGCGGGAUCAGCAAGAACGCCGAUAGCACUGAAAUCUGCUCCUUUAAAGGCGUCACUGUCGAGUCGAAGCAUUGGAGAUGAAGACGACGGUGACUUUUCUAGUGACGACGAGGGAUUUACACCAGGCCGCACGUCCGAGACGGAGCGCCUAAGUUCUAGUCCGUGGCGACGAGCAAGACAGACGACCCGUUAUAACUUUCCGAGUCACCGGCUAAGCGUGAAUGUGAGUAUGAGACCGACAAUGAUGACCAAGCGUCUGCAGGUAGCAAAAGACAAGCUCAAUAGCGGGCUGCACUUGCUGCGAUCAGGUUCGACUGUUUCGACUGUUUCGACUGUUUCGACUGUCAUGAGUGAGGAGAACUAUCUGGAGAGUCCUGUGUAUCAAGAGAUUAUGAGCGCUCCAUCUGGACUCUAUUGUGAAUCCAGCGUCUUCUCUGACAAAGCGACAGCAACAAGUCUUGUCAGUGCUGCGAGCGCAUGUACCAUUGAUAGCAAUACGCACCAUCCUACGCGUCAGCAGCAACUUCGAGCAGGUGUGUUCAAGGCUGCUGGGCUCUUGAAUGCUGCAUCAGCUGAAGCUGCUCGCAAGCUAAAGUCGCAUAGCUUCCGUGCACCAUACUUACCUACACAAAAGGCAGCCAGUGAGACAGAAGAAGAGGAUCCUACUGCAUCUGAUCACUGCGGCACGAUAGAAACCUAUGAAGCUUAG
Messenger RNA from Peronospora farinosa, 1485 nucleotides. Lineage: Eukaryota; Oomycota; Peronosporomycetes; Peronosporales; Peronosporaceae. The record is from the annotation of a GenBank genome assembly.